CUUUAAAAGAAUAAUGCAUCUAAAGAAAACUAUGUGCACGAUUUUAUGCAUAUAUACAGAUCGUUCAAACACUGUGUUUUGUAGUUGCAUAUUGUGCUUAAUAUGCAAGGAAUAUGGAUAUGCGUGUUCAUGAACCUGUCGAUGUACACAUGUACAUGAAUCAUACAUUCCUGUUUACGCUGACACUAUUGUGUGUUCGCAACUGUUUGGCAUUUCAAUCCGAAAACGAAAUCUUAGCAAGCGAGGGGGAUACUAUUAAUCUUGAGUGUGACGCGAUAGGUGGUUUUCAGAUACAUUUUACACAAAGCAAUAAGGAAAAUGUUAUAAUUGGUGGUUGUACCUCCUUUGGCGGAUGUUAUUUGACGACUGCAACCCUGAUAGCAAAAUACAGUCUGAGAAGAACCAAAAAUGGCGGAGAAUUAAUCCUGAGAAACAUUGGAAAUGGUCACUAUGGAAAUUACACAUGCACAGAGGUGUUUGAUGAAACAAAGUCGGUGUCAGUUUUGGUGUCGCGAAAAGAAAAUAUGGUAGUAAAUGGGUGUAAUGCCCAUGGGGCAUUAUAUUCUGCGCUGACAUUUCUAACACAUAUCAGCCUGACGUAUGUUUUGCGAUGUGUCUUGUUGUUGUUCUCAUUAAUGUAUUAAGUCGUAUGUACCUUUGUGUAGAUAAAAUUGUUAGCCCAAUAAUAAAGGAUUUUUUUCACAAGAUCAUGUAAUUAAAAAACAAAAGAGAUGGCAUGUAUGAAUGUAUAAAAACCGAAAAUAA
This is a messenger RNA of Dreissena polymorpha, 765 nucleotides long. RefSeq lists its product as uncharacterized. The coding region runs from base 114 to 644 and encodes 176 amino acids. The transcript is spliced from 4 exons. The record is from RefSeq and is a predicted model, not a curated record. NCBI's taxonomy places the organism in Eukaryota, Metazoa, Mollusca, Bivalvia, Myida, Dreissenidae.